Molecule: messenger RNA, 42993 nt
Organism: Callithrix jacchus (white-tufted-ear marmoset)
Lineage: Eukaryota; Metazoa; Chordata; Mammalia; Primates; Cebidae
Gene: XKR6
Product: XK related 6
Biological process (GO): phosphatidylserine exposure on apoptotic cell surface; apoptotic process involved in development; engulfment of apoptotic cell
Cellular component (GO): plasma membrane
Source: RefSeq, a predicted model, not a curated record
UCAAAGGUCCCGCCCCUCCACCAGCAGCCGGCAGAGUGUUAGGGGGCGUUUCUCCAGAAGGAAAGCUGUGAGCUGCGACGCUGAGGAAGGGGACCCCAAAACGUCUGGCACUGCCCCCUCCAGGGAUCACUUUGGACCGCGUCACUCGGCCCAGCCGGAUUCUGAAACGCCGAGGGGUCAACCUGAUGGGUUUCGGGGUCAACGGAAGAGGGGAAGGGGAGCCCUGGCGGGGAGAACCCCCCGGUCCCCCGCCCAGCAGCUGAGGCACAGGAGGGCGGCCAUCUUGGCCGGGAGGGUAGGGCUGGGGAGCUGCGGGCGCCGUGCGAUUGGGGGGCUCGCCCGGAAGUGACGCCAACUACCCGGAAGCGGAGGGGGUUCCCUGGCCCACUCCCCCCUCGUUCGUUUGCUCCCCCGCUUCCUCCCCGCCCCCCUUCCUCUCCAUUCGUUUCCCCCCCUCCCCGUUCCCUGCCUUCUUCCCCCCCCCGCCGUCCCUCCCCCCCAACCUCCGGAGCUGGGAAGAGAGUCAAGAUGGCGGCGAAAUCCGAUGGCGGUGGCGUGGGGGUGGGCUUCGCUCAGCUGCACAACCUGGACGAGGCGGUGGGCAGCGGCGGCGAGGAGGACGGGGAGCCCGGGGGAGGCGGCUGCGGCGGCGGCGGCGACGGCAGCGAGCCCGGCGAGAGCAGCUCGCUGCACAUCUGCCACUGCUGCAACACCUCCUCGUGCUACUGGGGCUGCCGCUCCGCCUGCCUGCGCUCCCUCCUGGGCAGGAAGCCGCGCCGCAGCGCCGCCGCCGACGGGGGGGACCAGCCGCUGCAGCCUCCCGCGGCCCCCGGCGCCGACCGCCAACCCCCGACGCCCUCGGCCGCGCGGCCGCAGCCGCCGCAGGUGGAGCGGCCGUGGCUCGACUGCCUGUGGAUCGUGUUGGCGCUGCUCGUGUUCUUCGGGGACGUGGGCACCGACCUGUGGCUGGCCCUCGACUACUACCGCAAGGGGGACUACGUCUACUUCGGGCUGACCCUCUUCUUCGUGCUGGUGCCGUCGCUGCUGGUGCAGAGCCUGAGCUUCCGCUGGUUCGUGCAGGACUACACGGGCGGCGGGCUGGGCGCCGUGGAGGGGCUCAGCAGCCGGGGCCCCCCCAUGAUGGGGGCCGGCUACGGCCACGGCGCAGCGGUCUCGGCCACGCCGGGGGCGCAGCGCCUGUGCCGCCUCUCCGUGUGGAUCUGGCAGUCGGUCAUCCACCUGCUGCAGAUGGGGCAGGUGUGGAGGUAUAUCCGCACCAUGUACCUGGGGAUUCAGAGCCAGCGGCGGAAGGAACACCAGCGACGCUUCUACUGGGCUAUGAUGUACGAAUAUGCAGACGUCAACAUGCUGCGCCUCCUGGAGACCUUCCUGGAGAGCGCGCCCCAACUGGUGCUACAGCUGUGCAUCAUGAUCCAGAAGAACAGCGCCGAGACCCUGCCCUGUGUCUCCUCUGUGACUUCCCUGAUGUCCCUGGCUUGGGUGCUAGCCUCCUAUCACAAGCUGCUGCGGGACUCCAGGGACGACAAGAAGAGCAUGAGCUACAGAGGGGCCCUCAUCCACCUCUUCUGGCGCCUCUUCACCAUCUCAUCCCGAGUGAUCUCUUUUGCCCUCUUUGCUUCCAUCUUCCAGCUCUAUUUUGGGAUCUUCGUGGUGGUUCACUGGUGCGCCAUGGCCUUCUGGAUCAUCCAUGGCGGAACAGACUUCUGCAUGUCCAAGUGGGAGGAGAUCCUCUUCAACAUGGUGGUAGGGAUUGUGUACAUUUUCUGCUGGUUUAACGUCAAGGAAGGGCGGACUCGAUAUCGAAUGUUUGCAUAUUAUACAAUAGUCCUGACCGAGAAUGCUGCCUUGACGUUCCUUUGGUAUUUUUAUAGAGACCCGGAGACCACUGACUCCUAUGCGGUGCCAGCACUGUGUUGUGUCUUUAUUAGCUUUGUGGCCGGGAUCGCACUGAUGCUCUUAUACUACGGUGUGCUGCAUCCCAUGGGGCCACGAGUUAAGAUCCUUGCCAGCUCCUGUUGUGCCGAGCUGCUCUGGGGCAUCCCUUUGCCCCCCGAUGUUGAGCCCAUGGCGCCUCAGACCCCUGGGUACCAGGGGACCCAGGUUACGCCCACCAGAGCCGUAACGGAACAACAGGAGGAUCUCACGGCUGACACUUGCUUGCCCGUUUUCCAAGUGAGACCCAUGGGGCCCCCUACCCCGUUGGGGCGUCCUUACCCCCCAGAAGGGCCCCUCAUUAAGAUUGACAUGCCAAGAAAGCGAUACCCAGCUUGGGAUGCUCAUUUUGUAGACAGAAGGCUAAGAAGGACUAUUAACAUUCUGCAGUAUGUCACCCCCACCGCUGUAGGCAUUCGAUAUCGAGACGGACCACUCCUCUAUGAGUUGCUACAGUAUGAGUCUUCACUCUAAGAGCAUCUUGACCCAAGUUGAGAAGGGGACCUUAAGUUUGGUUUGCGGUAAACACCGCUUGCAAGAAAUAUAACCCUCCCUUCCCCCAGUACACAGAACCACCACCACCACCACCACCACCACCACCGCCACACCAACACCACCACUACAAAAAAAAUUAAUAAGUCACAACCCCUUCAAAUAAGCUUUCUUUCCAGUCGCUGUAUGUAUACAAAGAUAUUCUCUAUGUUUUGUAAGUAAAAACAAGAAGAAAACCUUUCUUUUGUUUUUUACACAUAAGAAACAGUAUUGAAAAAUCCCACGCUAUGGUUCAUAGAGUGGAGAAGGAGGAGUUGUCUCCACUCCAAAAGAAAAAAAAAGUUUUUUACCUUACACCAAGUGUAGAUCAUUUAUGGGAUUGGUGCUGAUUGAAAGAACAAAACAAAACAAAACAAAAACACAAACAAACAGAAACCUUCAACUGCCUUAUGCCCUUAGGUGCUGAGUUUCAUUAAGUACUGUCACGUUUUCUCAUGCAGAACUCUCUGGUGAUUUUUGCACCACGAGAGGGAAAAUUAAACAAUUAAAUGAAACAAAUCUAAAAGCAUAACAAAAACCAACUAACAAAUACAACAUAAAGCAAUUACUCUUCCUAUCUGAUUAUUUGUAUUGAAGAAAACAAAUUUACCAAAAGCAAACACAUAAAACCCUCCCUCUUAUUCAGUUUCUCCCUCCUCUCCUGACCUCCCCACUUCGCAGAGCCUUCUAGGAGCUCAAGGGCUGUUUGAAACUCAAAUGGCUGGAGAAGCUACUUGAAGGCUGACUAUGUGCCAUUUUAACAUUUGCCUAGCAAGAAUCCAUUUGUUUCCAGUGAAAAGCAAACCAGAACAAAACAAAAAGCCACCCCAAUAAUUCGGUAAGGACAGGACAUUCUGAAGCCAAUCAAAGUAGAUUUCUAUAUACAUAAUCAGUAAUAAUAAAACUCAGCAUAGUAGCAAAAAGAACGACAUCAAUUUAAAGGCACAAUACCUAAUCAGUGACUGGCAACAACAAUGAGUUCCAUCAUUUUAAGGCUGUGAAUGGUAGACGUUUAUCACAUGUGAUAUUAUGUAAAAGCCUCUUCUGUUUCCAUUUGGUGGGAAGCCUUAAAUUGAUCUGGAAAGAAUUCUUCAUUUUUCAUUUGUGCUUUUUUUUAAAAAAAAAUAACACAAAGAGGAAAACUAGAACAUAUAUAUAUAUAUAUAUAUACAUAUAUAUAAAAAGUCAAAAUUGUAAUAACUGACCCAUUUCAAAGACUGUUUGGUGCUUCUGUCUUUCACCAUUGUAGUUGGCUGAAAAUCAUUCAGCUCACCUGGUGCAUCUGGGUUGAAUGGGAAAUUUUGUGUGUGUAGUAUGUGUGUGUUUGUGUGUGUGUGUGUGUGUGUGCCCAUAGCACACAUAUAUAUGUGUGUGUCCCUGCUGCGAGGUCUUGCCAGAGAUAUAAAACACUGAUGUAAGACGGACUUGGAUUAUGGCUUGGUUCAGCAGAGCAUGGGGGCGGGGUCUCUGGAGUUGUCGGGGGGAUGCCUCCUGCCCAUGAGCCCUGGUUUGGGUGGUGAGGCUGACACCAGCAGCGGACUCCAGGCCUUAGAGGCCAUGCUGUUUGGGUGAGGAUUCGAUUCGGCUGUUUGUUUUCUCAUUGUAUCAAGUUGAAUUUCUGCAGGUGUUGCAAGUAUGUUCAAUCAUUUUUAAAAGUUUUAUUUUUGAAAGUAUUGUUACUUUAAAGAAUAUUUGUGUUCUAGGGCAUCGUUACAAUCCCAUCGUGUCUCUACUUGGGCACAAAAAAAAAAAAAGGAAAAGAAAAAAAUCACAAAAAAGAUAUAUAUAUAAGUAUAUAUAUAUAUAGACUCACACACAAUAUUUUUAAGUAAAUACUGUUAGUCUUUGCUGUGUGUAGCUGCGAUUUUUCCCCCCAAAUAUAUCUGUUUAGGGUGCAACACCUCACAUUGAACUAUUCUUAACAGAUGUUCAAUAACUGAGGGAUUUUUUUUAAUGUUUGUGGAGUUAUUUUUAUUUUUAAACAAUUAUUAUUCAGUGAGGCUUCUCCUUCCCACCCCUUUCAUUGUUUAUCUAAAAGCUUUUUUUUUUUAAGAACAAGUUUCAAAUACCAGUUGUGAAACUGAAUGCUCUCUUCUUUGUCUGGACUUCUGGACUUCAUGCGUCCUUACUAAGCAUCGUGGUGUUGUCCUCUCCCAUCCCUGCCUCGGGGGUUCCCUCAGGCCUCCCUGGUGGGCAGGAGGAGAAGGAGCCCCCAUCUCUAGGAAGCAGGAAGAACAGAGCACACGCAGGCCAGGCGGCAGUGAAGACCAGCCAGGAGGAUCCAGCAUGCCCAUCAACGGGACCCCCACGUGGGCUCCUGGAGAGUUACUUGGGAAUUGGAAUCUAGUCAGAGGCUCUUUUCCGACUGCCUCGCAAGGGCUUGAUACCUGAGCUCCGUGGUGUACUCUGCUAGGCUGGGGAAGGUGAGGCCAUUGGAGGGCGGGGCAUCCGCUUUAGCUAGUGGGGUCCCACCUCUUGUCUGCCUUGGGUCUGGGGCUCUGUGCACCUGGAGCUGGCCCACACCUGUCGUUGGCGCAUCUUCUUUGAAAUGCUCUCAUGUCUCCUCGGGACGUCUGCCACUUCUGCUUGUGUUUCUGUUCUUGGAUUUCUUCCUUUCUUUUUGUUUCAGCACAGUCACAGGUUUUGAUUUGCCACAUCUCUUUCUCUCUUGCACACUUAGUGCAUGUGUGGGCAUCCUGCCAUGUUUACAUGAAACUUACAAAGAGAAUGGUGGAUGCUGAGCUGACCGUGAGCACCAGGAUUUGGGAUGGCAACUUCCAACUCAGGGAGGGCCUCCAGGGUCUUAGCUGCUAGGAAAAAAUGAGAGACCACAGGACAUUUCAGCAAUCUUCAUUUUCACACUUUGCUCUUGGAAAGGCAUCCUCGCCCCUCCCUGGAAUCCCUCCAUCAUGCCAGGGCUUUCUUUGCAAAGGAAAUGAAAAUAUGUAUCUGUGAGCAGCAGCAGGGAAAGGAAGGGAAAAAAGCAAGGAAAGUAGAGAGCAAGGCAGGGAAGGGGCAGGGGAGACCUGACAGCAAGGACCAGGCUGUCGCUGUGCUCUUACCAUCAUCCUCUAGCCGCUCCCCAUGUUCCCAGCCACUGUGAAACUCUCUGGCAUCAUCUCACCUGGGCUCUUCUCUUCCCCACAGGCCCUUUCCCUUCCAGUGGCUGGCCCUGGGCGUCAAGGCAGGAUUCCUACACACUGAGUGCUGAAACUGCCUGGUGACUAUGUCUCCAGACCCAGAUUACUUUGAUCCUGAAAGCCGGGAUACUUAAGGCUGCCCCAUGGCAGGGUCACUCUGUCCCACCCUCGGCAUCAGCAUUUAAUCUACCGUUUGUCUGAGUCCCUGACAACCCCUCAGGGCUGCUGCUUCAGCUGCUUCCCAGAGGAAUGACCGUGAUGUUUUUAGUUUUUUAAAAAAAUUUUAAGUCUCUGGGCCCAUUUCUUUCCCGGGACCCCCCUGAUAAAAAAUAAUCAAUUGCACUAUUUAGGCCUAGUAAGCACGUUGGUGCCCAGAGAUAGAGAAUACAAAAGCGAUCUCCUUUUCAAUCCCUAAUGACCCCGUAUCAAGUAUGUCCACUAAGCCCCACAUUUUACUCCUAUGACCACAUAGAACAUUUAGCUGUACUUUUUGUUCUCAGAAAUUUGGUAGUAUCGCCAAGCUAUGACUGAUGGUGUUAGAGUGUUUCUGCAAGCUCUGCUUCUCCCCUGCUCGGCAGGUCUGCCUCUUCUCCCAGCCUCUGUGAAAAAGAAAACUUCAGUCCCCUCAGAUGAUAUUGGGGUGAUGUCCCCUGAGCUCACGGCCUCAAACCUGUGACAUCCAGAUUGGGAGCUCCAUGUCUCUUAAGGCUAUAAUGAGGGGUACUGGGGAGGCUUCAGGCUAUCAGAUCAGCUCCCACUGGCCUCACUCACCCCAAAGCUUCCCGUGUCUCCAACGCUCUCCUGCACUCUGCCUCUGGAAGGUGUCACCUGGUUCUGCAGGGUCAGGCCUAUGCCAACAAGAUGGGUACCAGGAAUGAGAUGGGUAGGACACUCACCCAAGCAGAUCUGGGGCCAGAAUGAAAGAGGACCCAUCUCCCUUGCCCAGAUAUGUUGCCAUCAUAACACAGCCUUGGGCAGGGAAGAUGACAUUUCCCCAUGGCCUGGGGAUCCCCCACACCACACCUCCCCGGGUGCAGAAUCAUUCAAGACUUGAUGAUCCUCAUGUCCCCAACCCAGUCCCUCUGCAGCCGUUCCCCCCUGAGUCCCAGGACCCUGUCUGGCCCAUGGUCAUGAAGGUGAUUGUUCUUGCUGGGGGGUGUCUGACCCUGUCCAGAUAUAAACCUGAUUCUCAGAAAGAAGAAUUUACAGGUUUUUAAAAAGCACCAAAUUACAUCAUUUUCUCCUUUCUUCCUCCAGUUUUUCCCCCACUGCAGAGAGGGGCAGAAGAGGAGGUCUCUGAUGUGGAUCUGGUUUGAAACUGCACUGGGCGGGCCACAGCCUUGCUUCUUCCUGUACAUCUAAACAAGCCAGAUAGAGGAAACACCACCUACCUUCUCUCCAGUUGGUCUGCUGCUUGCUCAUGAGAGGGCUAGAACCAACCCCAAGCCUUGAUUCCCUCAGACCUUAGCACAGUUUCUUCUCUGCAUUAUCCAGGGAUAGAGCAAGAAGAGCACAACAGUGUGCAGGCUCAGAGCCUUUGGCUUGGAGCAAAGGAUAUCAGCUCCUAGAAGAGAAUGACGCAGGCCAUAUUCUCAUGCUCCUGGCUCACUCAGAUGAGCUGGGCUGGGGACUGUCACCUACAUUCGUUUGGCACAGAUGGUAGCAUUUUCUUUUCCAAGAAAAGUGGCUUCUUACUCAAAAUGAGCUCUUCCAGCCCUUGUAUGUCUGAUGACAGCUGCUCUGGAUGGUGGCUUCAUGAUUGAAGGAGGGGAAUCUCCUUGUGUACCCUUAAUUUGAUUUUCUUACCAAGAAGCUAAAAUCUAUUCUUUCUUUGCCAAACUGAAAAAUAUUAACACAACCAGAUUUGGUUGGGGAGGUUGAGAUUUAAAUUUGGAUAGUGUAAAAGGAAGAGAGCUCAUUGUAAUUAAUUUCACCAAGAUCCACAUGACACUCUCCAGUCAGGGAAAUCUGGAGGAGCUUAAGGUAGACCCGGGGAAAACCCUGCAGGAGUGAAAUGGAAGGAUCCAGAGAGGUGGGCUCACCCCAGGGACUGGACCAGUCUUACAGGGAGCAGUUCUAUUCAUUUCACUCCCAAAUAUCGAUUGGUCGCUAGACCCUGUUGGGCAGCCCUCCUCAUGGAGCACAACACAGUUACCCCUUAGGAAGUGAACGUAAAUCAAUAUUGGUUCCUCUUAUCAAGGUCCAGCUGAGAACGAGAUGAGCACAAUGGGAACUUCUUUAAGCUUCCGUCUCUUUCUCCUCAGCCCAAACUGGUCACUGUCUUAGAAGCAACAUUCCAUUCUCACCCAUGGUUCAACGUCCAGAACAUGGAAGCGGCAGGGGCCAGCCAAUCACAGGUUAUAAACCCAUGAGCUUGCAAGAGGAUUCCUUCCAGCAUCCUCAAUCAAUGUGUACCUUUCCCAAUUUCAAAACAUGUAAAAAGGUAAAAAGGCAACUCUACCCUCCCAGAGAUUUUUUUUCUACGCCUCUUCACUGGGAAAAAAGAUGAUGCUUAAUCUGAAUUCUUGCAGUGGCAACACAAGCCCCUUUCUCACACCCAUCCUUAGCUGUUCUAAACAUUUCACUUCUUGCUUAAACACUGUAUCUUGUGCUGUUGGCCAGCUAUCAAGAGACCAGGGUGCUGCCUUGAUCCUGCUGCAGCCUCCUUCCUUGGCUCGCCUUGUCCCGUCUGCCUUGUUCAGCUCUCCCUGGCACCAUCUGCUCCUUACUCCUGUGGCUUUUCUUGCACUGGCUGGCAGGCCAUAGCUGGUAUGUCUUGGAGCCAAAGGUCGUGAGUGCUAUUAAUGACAGGUCCCGAGGGCAGCAGACGGACCACCGUGGGAGUUCCCCCUGCUCUUGGCCAACACCUUGUGUUGAGGGCUAAGAAUAGACCGCGUCGGAAAUGAGCAGGCAGGACCUAGGGACAACUGCCCCAGGCUGCCCCAUCACAUGGAGAACAGUGCAUAGGUACCAGGAGGAGAUGCUGGCCUCGUCAAUCCCUAACAAAAAUCCCAAGACCCCAACUCCAAAAAAUCAUUCUCAAACCAACGAGGACAAAGAAAUAACUUCCCUUUAGUAUAGUGUCAACUGGUAACCCAGUGAACUUCCUUGAAUAUGCAACGUUUGACCAUCUGUCACGGCGGAUACAGACAGCCCAUUGUCUGUUACAUGAGCUCCCCUGGUCUGCUUGUCCAUCUUCAGCCUAGCACUGGGAUCCUCAGGCCAGAGUGGGCUCAGGAGAUUUGUUUUAGCUGCAGACUUCCUAGGGACUUUCCUUUAGACACAGAAAGAUCAGGAAGUGUCACAGGUUGAUUCAAGGUCCCCACUGUGAUCAUGGAUAACUCACUUUACCUCUCGGUGCCUUGGCUUCUCCAUCUGUAAAGUGGAGAGAAAGAAGGCCAAUCUCUUCCUUCUCUCCUGCUCAGGGAUGCUUGGAGGAUUCGUCAUUGUUGCCUGUAGCAAAGUCAUCCUAUGAGGAAAAGUGGUGACUUCAUUUUUUGGGAAAUGGAUCCACAGGAGGAGAGAGUGUUUUCCGGGUGCCAUGGCACCCAGAAGCCACAGGAUGAACAGGGAGCACAGCGGGACAGGGAGGAGUCUCACAUACUUGUAGUUCUUAGAGACUUCAUAGCACUGUGAACCCAGGUCAGUGGUACCCUGGUCAGGUGACCCCGGUCACCUAACUCAAGCCGGCCACUUGUAAUUCUAACACCAAAUCUCCCGACAUUAAUUCUUCCUGAAGUAUCAGAAAAUAUAUGGAAGGAUGCAUUUGAACACUGAUAUUCAUUGAGCUUUGAGCAGACAAGAGGAGUGAAUGGGGAGUAUUCGGAGACUGUUUUUAGGGUGGUUGCAAGCUCUUCAGGAAAUCUCUCACCUUUGUUCUUCUUUAUACUCUUGUAAUCUCGAUGCUCACCUCAUCAAAUGGACUCACCUUCUCUUUCCCUCUCUGCAGAGUACAGAAAAACACCACGUAUUUGAGUUUUGUUUUUUUUUUUUUUAAGCAAUUGCUCUAUCUGUCAAAAUGUGGGUCCCAAAUGUGGGUUUUCUUCCCUCCUUGGCGUGCUUUGAGCGAAACCUGCAGGCAAGGAUUCAGAGACAAGCAGGGCUGGAGAAUAGCACUAAUUUUUUUUUCUAAAUCCAGGUAUUCUUUUCUAAUUCGAAUUGGAAGUGUUACGUUGAAUUUCUUUUUCUUUCCUUUUUUUUUUUUUUUUUUCUUUUGAACUAUGGUUUGACUGUUAUCACUUCAACUACCAAGAUACACUCUGAGCAAGAACACAGACCGUCCUGAGAGCCUCCACUCUUCUCAGGACCCGGAGUGAGGGCAGGUGGGAGCCCAGGAGCCACUGGGGUUCCAGGAGGGCCAGCCAUGAGGCUGAUUUUCUAUCGGUUCUGAGAAUCUUCUUGGAAAGAAAAAUUCCAGAAGCUUCAGCUAUUCUGCAUCAGUCAACCUGGCUCUGGCCUUUUCCUUAAAGUUCAGGUGUAUUUUGCUAUAGAAAUUCCCACCCAGAAAAAAAGGCCAUCCUGGAACUGUCCCUAAAUGAGAUGGAGCUCGCACGAGCAGGUCUUGGUGGCUGCUGCCAACGCCUCCUGCUCGUUUCCAGUGGAGCCCUGACCAGAACUCCUUUCCCUCCUGCUCUGACCCUGCUCUCUGAGGUUAAUAUUAUUGUUUUGACAGCACAAGGGACAAGAUCAUAGUCUGGAAUUCAGGAGUGACUUGUGCUUGGCCAUGCAUCUGACUGUUCUAUGGCUAGGUCAAGUCCUGCUGGGAUGGUUUAUUUCCACAAGGUAUUUCUGAUAGUAACAGAAGGAGAGAAUGCAUGAGCCCUCAUACCCGAUUCUCCGUUCUCAUCAGCACCUGCUUUUGACUGGGAUGGAUGGUGAAUGAACUGUCCCAAAUUUGACUUUGAAGAUGGACACAUGGAGCCACGGGGAACAACAGGACUCAGUAGAUGGGCUGGAAGAAGGUGACGAAGAGGAAGGCUUCCUGAAGUAUGUGGGAGGAGAACAUGAGCGGCCAUCUAGUCACUCCUUCCUAUACUCUCUGGGGCAGAAAUAGAAAAACAUAUUCUUUUCAAACAGAGGAAAUUGAUUUUACGGAGUGACGUGCUUAAGCAUUUUUAAAAAAUAAAACAAAAGGGUCAGAGAAAACAUCUAAAAGGAGAGGCACAUUCUCAAGAACAGAUCAUGUUAUUGGAAGUAAAAAAUCCAGGACUUUAUCCUUCUACAGACCUAAGUCAAGUCACUCUUAGGGCCAAUUUCUCUUUCUGUAAAAUGGGAAGAAUAUUGUUUACCUACCUCACAGGGGUGUUGUGAGGAUUAAGUCAUCGGAGCAGGUGAAGCGCUUUGAAGAUCAGCGUAUCCUGGUGAUCAGGCUUGCUUCCUAUUUAAAAAUCUAAACACCGGUUAAGCACCUACGGUGUGCAAGGUGCAGUGGAGGAAGGGAACCUGAUCAGAUUCCUCCACUCUCUUUUGAUUAAUGGGUAUAUUUUUAAAAGAUUCCAAGAGGACAGAAUAACAGAGUUGUCUCAAUGUGGGUCAAGAAAGGUGUUCUCUGUCUUUCUGCCCCAGAAAAGCUACUCUCCUCUCCUCCAAUAUUUAGACAAGAAGGAAGGCCUUUACAUUCUUUGACUUCUAUCAGAGAAUGCUCUUGUGGAAAGCAAACACAUACUGGUUGUUCUACUUCCUUUGUGGGAAAAUGAAGGCAAAAAGCAGUGAUAAUUCCUUGUGACCAGCACAUAUGGUUCUGUUAUUUCCGUUUUUCCUUCUAGGCUCAGCUUCAGUUUUGCCAUAACCUUUUCUUCUGUCUUCAGACCCAGAGAACAAAUCACUUAUGCUGUCCUGGAAUAGCUGGGGAUUUGGGCUGGUUGGUUUCCUUGGAGAGUCUGGCACACUGUUGUUUGCUGGAAAGUCGUGGCUUCCAAAGACAAGGGUCUUUACUCGAAAACAAAUCAAAACAUGUGACUGCCAUAUAUAUAUAUAUAUAUAUUUUUUUUUUUUUUUUGGUGGGAGGAUUUUUCAGUUUCUUAGCUGCCUCACAUAAAGCAAAAUCUUUUAAAAUUUCUCAUUUAUUUUUCCAUGUGCAAAAAAUUCUUCCCUUCCCAAACACACUCAGUGAACCUAGUCUGGAUUCUAAACUGUAGCGCAUCUCAGAGGAUUCAAACGAUUUGUACAGUGCCAUGCUGGAGGUUCUCUAAUUUCUACAAAGAGCCAAACCACCUACUGAGCUAAGCAGGUUGGAAUUCCAGCCCCAAAUCGAAGCUUUCUGGAAAUGCUCCCAGAGCCUUUUAGCUUUAGGAGUGCCCUUUCAGUAUUGCUAGGGCAGUCUCCCCAAAUCCUCAGAAAUCUGCCUGCCACAGAACAUCCUCGGAAGCCAGUGGAGGCUUCCUCUGCAUAUCAGAACCAGAGAGAAGCCACUUGUAUUGUGAAAAGCAUUAUAUGAUGCCAGCCUUUAAGAAAAGAAGAGUUACUUUCUUUUCCUUUCAGAGGGAAAAAAGGAUGGAGAGAAAGGAAAGGUGAUUUGAUUUGAAAAUAGCUCUUUGGUUGCUAUAAGAGACGUGAGACUGAAGUCCACGGUGGCCUGUACCUUGGACAUGGGACGGCCAAGGCCCGUGGUGAGUUUCCUUAGGCAGCUGAGGUCGUACUGAGGCACCAUGCUCCUUUCCUUUCAACCAACUCCAGGCUAAAGGAAAGGGGGCUUCAGCUUUAGUGCUGCCAACUUGCCCAGGUCAUCCUGAGAGUCUCAGCCACGUCUCUGCCCCUUUCCAGCCUGUGUUCAGGAGGGGCCCCCGGUGUUGAUUCCAAAAGGCCUUCCUUCUUCGAGGCCCAUGCUUCCACGCACAUUGCUUCAGGUCAGAGCUAUCUGUCCAAAUGCAACCCCUGCAGCCUUUUCACUUGCCUUGACACCGCUGCUACUGCAUGCUUCCCCAAAUACGCCCCCGCCCCUGCAGGAGCUGUCAUUUCACCCCCACUGAGACAGGGCCUCCAGCACUGCAGUGGGCCCAGCCUGCCUAAAGCCCAGGACAGGCUCUGCUUCUCCCUUUUUUAAAAUCCAUGUGCCUUUAAAAGGCGUGGCCCUGGGUCCUAGUUGAGCCUUGACAGAAGUGGAGGGCUGGAGAGAGGAACAGGUGAUGUUACUUAGGCAGUUAGGACACUCACUGAUAACCUGUGAAGCCAAUGUGGGCCACUAAGUGAAAAUGCUGUUGUCACAGCGGCUGGGCUGUCUAGGGCAUUCUAUCUUCAAAAUAACAACAGCAGUCCUUGCGACGUGGUUGCUCACAUCUCCCCCUGCUAACUGCUAACCUCUUGCCACCUGCUUAUUGAUGGCUUUGUUUGUAUUUGUUUGAAAUUACAUUGAUUUUUAAAUGCCAGAGAGAGAGAGCCAGCUGAAAGCCACAUGAACUCUGAGAUGAUCUGAGAUUAUGAAAUUACCGGGAAUUAUGCAGAACAGAGAGCUGCAUGAUCGUAUAACCACAUUCAAAGCUUAUUGAUCCAUCGAGAUAUGUAAAUGUGCCAGUCUUGGGCAUAUUAGAUGUAUAUAUACGUAUGUAUCUGUUUCUUAAAGGGCUGAACCAGUUUAAUGAAACAGAAUAUUCUAAUGUUUAGGGCUCUUGCCGGACUUGAAAUUGACCUAGCCUAGAUGGCUUUUUCCUUCUCCCAGGCACAGGGUCAUGAAGAAACCACCCGAGCUGGUGUUUGCCUUCAUUUCCUUCAUGAGUGACAGAAAGCCAAUAGCAGGGUUCUCCUGGGACUGGAGAGGUUCUUUAGUUGCUGCCAGUGUUCUCAGUAGAUUCACAGCACAACCUGGGAGCCCCAGGAAGCUUCUUUCUAAACAACUCCCUGCAAGUUCUGGAAUUUAAAUCAUACCAGGUACAUCUGAUUCUUUAGUGCAGCAGCUGCCACAGUGGGGAAAGAGAGGGGAGUGUGCUGUGGACAGGGAAGCUUGGACGUUACCACUCUGAGCCUGGCCAAUGGUAGAUGAUCUUUGGCUGCCAGGAUCUCUGGCCAGUGACAACCAAACCUGCUCUGUCCAGCUCCCCUACACCAACAAUCUCUGCAGACAAGGUCGAGGCUGGCCCCAUGAAGCGAUGAGGACUUGGAGAAGGUGUCUCCCCUGCCUAAAUACGAAGUCCUCCUGGCAUCUCUAGUAGCCAGGAGACACUGCAGGGCAACUGCUUUGCGGGAGGCAGAACGCAUGUUUAGGCAGGACUGCAUACCUCCCCACAGCAGCGGUGGUGAUGACAAGUCUGAGGUCUUUCAGACAGACUUCAGCAGAAACCCAGGUGCCCACAGUAUGAAAAGCCACCCAGAGCCCCUUCUGCCCUUGGACAGAAUUGGCAUAACCGGAGAGACAUGAUACCUGGUCAUGUGGGAAAAGAGCGCUUAGGUGAGCUGAAGGAAGCAGGUGCUCCUGAAGCAGGGUGUGCUGAACCCUAAGGUUCUUUCUGGAGCAGAGUCCGGUUCUGAUCCUCCUCCUUUGGCUGGAGGAGCACGGGAGGCUACCUGCAGUGUUGGGAUCUGUGGUCUCUGGAUGUUUCUGAUUCAGGCAGAGGCUUUGUAAGAGUCCACCUGGAAGACCUGGUAUCAGGUGUGAGGCAAUCACAGGGUCUGUCCCAGCCCGAAGAAACCCUUUCAAGCCCACAUCCCCAGAGGUAGCUUUGGGUCCUGUCCUCUAAACUGUCAUGUGUGCACAGCCUGUGUCUCCUGACACCCAGGGUGUGGCAUGUGGCCAGUGGCUGCAGAUGGUCAUGCCAGCACCAACCACCCAGUCUCCCCCCUCCACUGCCUCUUCUUCCCCUGGCAUGGUAGCCCCGGUCAUGAGAGCAGCAGACUGACUCUGCUUCCCCUACAUUCCAGCUUCCACAACCCCCUAUCUCCAGCCCAAUCUCUAGUGUACAAAAUUUUCAUUAUCUUUUUCCUCCCAUGGACCCUUUUGUGCCAAGACAUGUUUUUAAGAAACUUUUUUGUUUUUUGUUUUUCUGGUGUCACAGAAAAUUGGCUUCUUGGGGUAGGAAAAAAAAAAUCUGAAGAGGACAUGGGAAGAUGACAGUCCCAUCCUGGAAGGUUGAUCGUGCCACUCUGCCUUCUAUAUGGUGGUUUUCUUUUACUUUAAAAAAAAUUACACAUUUGUUGCAGAAAAAAGUUGGGGGCUUAGGGAGUGAAGAAAGAAGGAAAGAAGGAAGCGAGGAAAGAGAGAAGAGGAAGAAGGAAAGGAGCCCCUUGAGUGUCACCGUCAUCUCCUAAUGUCUGGGGCUGCCACAGUGGUUUGCUGUUCCAAGCAAAUCCAUUUUUCUUCCUGUAGCUGGGCUGAGCUUUCCAGCACUUUCUGGCUCUGUGUGUGCCUGAGAACAGGCCACGGGAUGCUGGCUCUGGCCUCACUGACUUUGCCCCGCAGGGUUUUCUUGGGCUUCUCUUGUGCCUGGUCACGGGCUGUCUCAGCCCCUCCACCUGCUGCAGGGAGGCAGCCAGCGGAGGCCAGGAGGCUGGAAUCGAAUCUCUCUUCUCAUAACAACGGUGAUUUUCUUGCAUUUGCUUAGCUUUUCUUGGAUACUUUUCCCCCAGGAAGCGUUCCCAUGUUCACUCCAUAAGGUUGAAGAUGCUGCUAACUGAUGCUCUCCAAAGCAAAACUAGUUGAACUUCUCAGGUCAUUCAAAGCCUUGAGUAUAUACAAUUUGUGAUUUUCCCUAAAGGGCUAACAAAAUAUUCUCACUGCUCCUGUCUACCCUGAAUGUUGGCUGGCUGACAAACAGGUUGGUGUGCGUGUAGUUUUGGGUUUUCAGGAAACAGAGUCCUAACUACCAUUACUUUUGAGAUUUCAAAUAUUUACCCCCCCCACCACCACUGAACCUGUGAUUGAGCAAGCAUGCAUAUAUAAAAGGAAAGUUUGAGGACUUGGCAACUCCAAGCUAAUAGCAGGUGCCACGUUUCCUCUUCCGGUUUCACUAGGACAGGAAGUGUGCUCACUGCGUGAAGUUUUAGUCACUGUGUGAAACUCACCUUCUCCAGCUGGGAUUCUUUUCCUUCUUCCAUUUGCCUUCAUGGCAUCCAGUCCUCAUGGUUAGUUCUUACAUCCUGAGAAGAGCUGAGUGAAUAGACUAUAGCUUCCAAAGCUCAUACCAUGUCUUCCUUUACUCUGGAGUUUGCUGGUAUUAAAAAUAGUCUAUAGUGAACUAUAGGCUAAGGAGAAAGCAUGUGACCUGGGCCUUCCUAGAUGAAGGUUCAUGACCCCCUCCUGUUACCCAAAGUCUCAACCUAAAGGAAUAGAAAUGAGCUGAUUUCUUGCCCUCAUCUCUGUGGGGAAGAUCUCUGUGGAAGUGAUGUAGUCAAAGCUUUGGGGGAGGGCUAGGAAGUAAUCUUGCCCUUGAUCACCCUCAAACUACACAGGUAUUGCUUAUUGACACCUGUGUGACGGGUCACAGAGAGCCCUUAUGCAUAUGAUUGAUGACAUGCUACAUAACUAAUGCUCUGUUUGGAUGGGGAAAGAAGCCCUUAUUCUUAAUUAAUUUAACUGAGCACCUAUUAAAUGCAAAACAUAGUCUUUGCCCACGGAUAAAGUCAAAGGGGAGGGAAAAUACUGAAUGAAAAUUCCCAAGGUGUAAAUGCUAAGAGCAAAAUCUUCACCUCUCACUCCUAGCAGCUCAGAAUGCUGUUUGCCAUUUAGACUUCACCUAGUACAGUUGCUGGACCAGUUCUUGGAGUACCAAGAACCUUAUGUAAGUGGAAAGGCAGAGGCAUGGAAGACAGCAAAAUGGGCAGAAACCACUGUUCUAGAACCACAGGCAGAGACUCCCAGAUACUCUAGUCUGUUAUUGUAGGAGGUGUGUAGUGGAAAAUAGCCUAAUAGGAGACCCAGGGGAAGGGAGGUGGUGAAGAGGUGGCUUUUCUGUUCCCAUGAAGGAGCUAGAGAAGCCUCCUUGCAAAUGGAGAACUCUUCUGGUGGAAGUCUUUUGUUUGGCCCUGUUUUCCAUGCACCAAAAGUAGUCUUGGGUAAAUCACUGAGACUGUUGAAAGGUGAUAGGAAUCAUUCCUUUUCCUCAUACUGAACUUGGGAGCAUCACUUUUAGUAUAGACAAGCAUCAGAAUUUGAAAAACAAUUUUAGCUACAACCUCCAGCUCAAAGAAAUAAGUAUAUCACAGAGGCUAUGGGGUGGGACCCUGCCCCACCUGAUAAGUAGCCUCUUGUCUUUGGGAGAAGCAUUGGUCCACGUUUGGGAAGAAAGGCCCCAGCACAGGGAGACAUUUUGAUCCUAACAGCAGGUCUCCCUAUCUUGUCACCACUAGCUUGGACAGUAGAAAGUAAGUACUGGGAUGCUGCAGGUCACACCAGCAUGGCCAGUUGACCUCCCUUGUCCAACCCAGACCUAGAGUCAGGAAGGACAAUGGCUGUAGAGAACACUGUGGCCCUGUAUCCCCCACACCAUGUUCAGAUCUUCCUGCCACAGAUACAGGUUCCCCAUUGCCAUGUGGGAUGUGGCUCCCUGCCUGGAAGGAGAACCUAGGAAGGAGUAUUUCAAGGCUGGCAAGUAUGCUAAUAAAAAUUAAAAUGCCGUUUAAUAUCCACUCUGCAGUACUCCACUGCCUCCUCUCCUUUUCCAGUUCAUCAGUGGCACAUUUAACUCUUGGUGCUCCAGAUGGCCGAGGACUUCCAUUUUCUCAGCCAGACUAUGAGGAUGGAGUGAUGUUGACUCAGAGUCAACACCCAUGGUUCUCAGCUAUGUGGACAGAUGUGGACAUCUGUCUGUCCUCACUAAUCUAGACCUGGUGCUAUUUGUGGCAAACUGUGCCUAUGGAUGUAAUUUCUUUCAUUUUCUUUCUUUCUUUUUAAUGCUUUGCAACUGAGUAAUUAUGCUAGAAAGAUUUCCAUGUAGGGCUUUCCUCAGCACAAGACUUUUGUCCUUUUUUUUAAAAACUUUUUUAGGAGGGCUGGGUUUUCAGUGUCUGAGACCCCUCAUUUUUUUUUUUAAAUGAAACUUUUUUCUUUUCUAUUAGCCAAAAAAAAUCACAUUAAAAGAACAAUGUCAUGCUCUUUCUUCCCUCUCUCCCUGCUGAGUUGGAAGGGACAGAUGCACAUGGGCUGGGAGCUUUUGAAUCAAUUGCUCAAAAGACUUUUCUGUUCCCCCACCAUGGCGAGGUCAGGGCAGUGACAACAAUUUAACUUCUCGAACCUUGUGGUGCCUUUUCUCGUGGUGCUUCUCUGUUGUGUAACUCCACUCAAGGCGGCCACUUGCAGCAAACAGCAAUGCCAGCAAUUGGUAUUACGUGCCAGUGCAGUAAAAGACUUUAAUGUAUAAAUAUAUACAUAGAUAUAGGUAUAGAUAUAUCACUAUAGUUAUAUAACUAUAUAAUUGAGGUUCUGAUGCAGCUUUGGUGGGAGUUGAUUAUUCCUCUGCAAAAAUAUAUACUACUCAACUGGAACUAAUGGCUGUCUUGAGGAUAUUGACAUUUGGAAAGGGCACCAACAGAUGAGAUGGGUUACUCUCCUGUGACAAGUUUUCUUCUUCAUUCUUGUGAAAGUUGCUGUCUCCAUAACACAGAAUAUUUGCUAAGGGAGCAAAGUGCAGCUUCUUUUGAACUUCCUUUGGUGCUGAUAUAUAUUUAUUUUAAUUCUUUGUUUGUUUUGCUUCCCCAUUAGUGGUCCAUAAGCUGCUUUUUCCAAAAUCUUGACUCAGCAAUCAAAGGUGGCAGGGGACAGUUUGGGAAUAAGAGGCUGGAAGUUGGGCAUCCCUCACUUCAUGUCCUGACUCAGUUUCCCCUGUGACCUGCCUAAGUCCCACACAUGGGUUCUCUAUCUACAAUGAGAAUCAUAAAAUUUCCUUACCUCAUGGGGAAGAGUAACUUAAAAGGAUUAAUUGAUGAUACUGAAUCACUAGAUCAUUAUUAAUUUGGAGACAGCAACUUGACAUGUUUUUAAGAACUUGUUUAUAUGUUGCUAAGACUUAAAUUUGGGGGUUUUGUUUUGUUCUCUCAUUUCUCCAUCUCUGCUAUGUUUUCUGUCCUGCCUUUGGCAAUACCUUAAACAUUCUGUAACUGAUGGAGAUUCACCUAGGGCGUUGGGUAGUGCUCAUUUCUCCUGAGGGAACAACAUCACUAACACUGUAUAAGGUGCUAGAAUCAAACCUCAUUUUAUAUACUUUGGUUCUUAAAGAAAAACUAAACAUGCAGAAUUCUUUCUGUGAAGCCUUACUAUAGAUUGCUAUAGCCAAUUGUUUAUCCAAAAAGUGAGACAGAGAGAAUAGAAAAUAAAGAUAAGAUGCAGAGAUUCUGUAUAGUGUAAUGAAAAGACCUUUGCUAUUUCUUAUAUUAAUGUAAACUAUCAUAUAUAUAUAUUUAUAUACAUAUAUAUAUAUGCUUGAGGCAGAUAGAAUGGAAAAAUGUACAGUAUGCUCAUCUUUAUUUUGUCAGUUCAUUCACAACUUUUAGUAUACACGCAAGAGAGGUUUACAUUGGGUAUGGGAUAAAGGAUGCCCAGUGAGAUAUGGGAAAUUAUUCAUCUUUCGGUUCUGUUCCACAUGUUAUUAGAAAGAGUAGGCUGAAUGUAAGGAAAGGGGAAUCAGUCAAAACGUAGAUGUGCUUUUUUAAAUGUUCUGAGCAUCGAUGUUAUGCUUUUGUGUCAUUUCUUCUUUCUUCCAAGGUGUCUCUACAGCGCUGUAAAAAUAUCCCCUGUCUAGGGCGUUAACCAAUGUUUACCUCAAGAAAGCUUAAAAAAAAAAAAAAAAAAGAAGCAGUUGUUUUUCCCAUCUCUUAAAAACUAGUGUCCCCCUAACCAAAAUGUGAGGCAUUUCCACAGAAGUUCAGCAAGAGAAGAGAACCAUUUCUGAGACUUUCCUUCAUGUCCCCUUCCUUUUCCACCAUACCCUACCCACUUUAGUUACUAAUGAAAGAAUACAAGAGAUGAGUUUUGACCAGAAGUGGGUUAGGAUUUGAUUAAAGUGUAUUACUGGUGAAUAUAAACUUCACCAGGACUAGCGGCGCAGGGUCCUUUCAAAGGAUGGCUGCUUACUUCAGAUGUUUCGUGCUAGCGUGUGUGUGUGUGUGUGUGUGUGUGUGUGUGUACUGUAUAUAUGUUUCAGUGUAUGAAAUGUCUGGUGGACAGAGAACAAAAUACUGCAAACAGAAAUGAACAGGAAUAAAUAUAUAUCAGAUGCUAUUUCAUCAGAUGAUGCACUUGUUCACCUUGAUGAGAAGCCACUGUUUCACAACUAUGCAAUCUUCCCGUUUUUCUCCCCACCUUCACCUUAGAUUUCCAAAUUGUUUUCCAUAACUCUCACAGAUUUUUUCCUUUGUACAAGACUCCAGUAUCCAAUCCCUGGUUCAAGGUGAGCAUGCUACAGUGAUUCUUUUCCUAAAUUUAAGAGCUAAAGAAAAAAAUUCCUUUUCUUUAAUUGGAAAUGAUUCAAUGUAACCUCGUUUGGUUCUGUAAGUGAACUGAUGUGUAUUUUGUUUCGGUUACAUGUUUACAACUUGUUUUCAUCCUCUUCUUGGUUCGAAAUAUUUAUUUUCUUUAUGGAUUCUACUUUUUAUAUAUGUUUUGGGGAUGUGCUGACUUAAGGCAAGAAAAAAUUUGGCUUAAGUGGAAAAAUGAGCAUGUGACCUCUGGGGUCGGGAGAGGGGAGAUCAUGUGUACCUGCAGCUGGAUUAGUACCUACAUCAUGGUCCGGAGUCAAGACCAUGGCAGGGAAUCUGGUGGACUCUGGGGAGGAUCUGACCUGGUGUUUUUCUUUCUUUAUUUGUGGUCAUCUCUACGGAGUAACCUGUCCCCAGAGGGUGGACUAGUAUUUUCUGCCUUAGCUUUAGGCCAACUGUGUCCUUCCCAGCUACUCUACCCAGUGCCAAAUCCCAUGUCCCUGCUGUUGCACCGUGGACUCUUAAUACCUUUCCUUCCCUGUCAGCCACUGAUGACAACUUGCCCAAGUGGGGUUAAUGCAUCUACUUUCAUUUCAGAAGUUAGAUAUAAAGGGAAUCUUUGAGAGCCCAAUGUCAAAAGCGCUCAGGAAAUUGGCCCUAGACUGCGUGCCAUUUGGAAGCAUUUGAAAUUGACUCAUAGUUGCAGAGGAGAGCAGCAGGUUCUCACCCAUUUACAAACUACCAUCAAGACAGUUCAGCUAAGAAAGGCUUUGAGAGGUUUAAAAAAAAAUAGUUGAAAGAAGAGAGGUCACAGGGUUACACAAAGCACAAACUCUGCAGGGGAAGCCCUGUAUGCAGAAGGCAGCUUUGUAACUUCUCUAGUUGUCUGCACAAGUCUGAGUUUUGCACACAGUUUACAAAUCUUGCACAAGGUGGCUGAGCCAUCCAAGACAGUUUUUAAAAGAGAAAUCCAGACACUGCCUAACUGCUCCAGCACAACAUGCUUCCACUCCUCAGCUGGUGGGAGCUGAGGUGAAAUUCCUUUGGAAUGAGGAAGGAAGGGGGUCCUUUGAUGAGGUGCUUUGCCUCUAGGGGCCUCAUUCCUUGCCUCUCCCAGUCCUGCACAUUCUCGUAGCUACUCAGGGGAUCUGAACGAAGAGCUAUUCAUUUGCUUUUGUCUUGUUCUGUAGAUCACGCCUGCUGAGACCCAUCCCAGGAAUUACUCAUUCUUUGGUUUUCUUCCUUAUAUAUAAUAGGAACAAGGGUUCCUCUUUUCCUGCGAGUAUUUUGGAGACCUUCAGCAUUUUCCUGGGGCCUAGCUCUGCAUAACCAGACCCCAAGAAGCUUACCCAAAUCUAACUUGUCUUUAAGGCUCAGAAAUUCCAUAGGAGAUCUGUUCCAGGACACCAUGAAAUUUCCCAACUCCUGGCCCUCCCUAAAAAUCAGCUGUAGAUUCAAAGGGACCUCUUGAAGGUUGCCAGGGUCUGGGACUAUGACCCUAGUUCCCUCUAGCCUGCCCUAUCAGCACUCAGCCUUCCAGGUCUUCACCCACCUUGGGCAGAGUAAAGAGUGGCCAAAGGUUAGAAGUGGUCGAGAUCCCUCACUCCUUGCUUGCCCAGGGCCAAGUCAGAGUGCCCAACACCCAUUUGGGGACCUCUCUGGGAAGGGACAUGCCCUCCUCUGCAGUCUGCAGCAUUGUUGAGUUUCUGCCCAAAUCUAGACACUGUCCGGAAGCCUGACAGUUCAUUCCCAGCACAUAGAGCCUUUGCUGGAAAAAUAUUCCCUGUCAGAGUGGAUAACUGUGGCCUUGUGUUAUGUAGGUUCUUGCCAUCGAGUCGGCCUUGAUAUCCUGCAUGGCCCGUGGAUGUACAGUCCUGAAUACCAGGCCAGAGAGGUCAUGGAUGGCCCAGAGCCCUGCCGGGCUGGCUGCUUCUGAAUAAGGAAUCUGGUCAGAGAUGUUGUGCUUCUCCUGAUGGGAGUAGAAGACAGUUCCAUUAGAGGAAAGAAGCAUUUAGAAUUACUGGAGUCUCAGGAAUGUCAUGUGUCAGAUCAAAUCCAGUGUGGUCUGAGCAGGUGACAUCAGUGAUGCAGAGGCCUUUUGGGGAGGAUGAGAGGACUCAGAUUCCACUGACAGUAACCAAGGGCCACAGAUGUGUCACGCUCUGCGCCCAGUGCCUCCAUAUAAAACAUCUCCUCUAAAUCCUGGGGAUCAUUUGGUGAGGUGCGAUAUCGCACCCCAUUAUACAAAUGAGGAAACUGAUGUUCAGGGCGUCCUCACACUUGCAUAGGGUCCCAUGGUCAGUCAGGGGUUCGGCUGGGGGCAGACCUCGGUAUCUCAGUUCUGCUCCAUCCCUAGUGGUUCUGCUGCUCUUCCAGGUGGACUCCACCUCCUCCACCUCCCCACGGCUCACAAACCCCAGGGAGCUCACAGUGCCUGGCGGGGAAUGUUUGGGAUGAAAGCCAGGAAGCCCCAGCAUUUUUGUUUGCAUUCAGUUGGCCAGAGCAGCUAGGAGAAGGAUGGCUAAAGUUCAGGGAUGAUUAAUGAAUUAAGGUGUCACCAUGGAAGAAGAUGCCUGCUUUCCAGAGGUCACCCUGAGUUACCUCUUCAGUUAUGUUCCGGAGGAGCUCUGUGGACUAGUCUUCCCAGAAGCACUUCAAGGUGUCUGCUUUGCUUGUCUUGAGAACGUUCGUGUCUCUCUGUCUUGUUUUAUUUUUGUUCUCCAUGACCUUGAGAGAUGACUUUCAGAUAAAUGGAUUAUUUCCCUAAGGAUACAGAGGGGAUGAGAAGUUAGAGUUAGAACAAAUUAAGAAAUUGAAGCUUCACAGGGUCAGUUCUGAGUUUUUUGCAGACAGUGGCUGUGACUCAGCAGUGAGAAGGAGCAGUCCAGAAGGGACCCUGUGCUGGGCUGGGGAGGAGGCAGGCUAAGGUUGGGGAUGACCAUGCCAGGGCUUGGUAACUGGUGUUUGCUCCUGUCCUCACUGCUCCUGGGCUGGCCAUUGCUUUCCAUGAGCCCCACUAUCCCCAUCUCUAAAAUGCAGAGGCGAGCUUGGUAACCUCUGUGAUUGAUUCAAACGAGAAAGAUACUGAAACAGUGAGCCAGGCAAAUGCAUUAGAUGAAAUUUCUGGAAUGAUGAAUGGACACCUUUGGAUUUGGGAACAGAAAUCACUAUAGACCCUAAGUCAACGAAUGCAAAUACCAGCAUCAAACUAGCAGGCUGAAGACAGUGAUUUUCACUUUCAUGUGAACUGAUUUAAAACAAUAGAAAUGAGAGAAGAUGCCAGCUGCAGUGGUUCACACCUGUAAUCCCAACACUUUGGGAGGCCGAGGUGGGUGGAUCACCUGAGAUCAGAAGUUUGAGACCAGCCUGGCCAACAUGGUGAAUCUCUGUCCCUACUAAAAAUACAAAAAUUAGCCAGGUGUGGUGGCAGGCAUCUAUAAUCUCAGCUACUCGGGAGGCUGAGGCAGGAGAAUUGCUUGAACCCGGGAGGUGGAGAUUGCAGUGAGCAGAGGUCACACCACUACACUCCAGUAUGGGUGAUUGAGCAAGACUCCAUCUCAAAAAAAGAAAAAAGAGAGAAAGAGAGAGAAGCACAAGGGAAAUAGUGGUGGGGAGAAGAGCAGAAAUGGGCAGGAAGAAAGGGAGAUUAAAGAGAUUGGUGGGAGGGAAGGAAUGGUGAGACUGCCAUGUUCUUCCUCUACCAGCAGUCUCAUGUUUUAUGUUUGUUCACAAUUACAUCAGCUUAAUGGCUACCGAGCACCCUCUAAGUGAGGACGUGCACAUACACACAUACUACACACAGACACAUUCCACACUAUACGUACUACACACACACACACACACUAUACAUACUACACACACACACACACACACACACACACACACACACACACACAUGUUAUUCUAAUCCUGCCAAUGUCCAGUGGUUACCUAGGGGGAAAACCCCUCAGUCCUUGAGCAUAGCUGGGGCUUCUUCAGAGCACAAGGAACAGUGGAAUCUCAGGGUUUGAAGGAGACUCAGACACCACCUAAUUUGCUCUUCCACACAGUCGCUGACAAAAGGCUAUCACACUGACUGUUACAGGCCUCCAGGGACAGAGGCUCCUCGCCUCCAGGAUUGAGUACCUUGUAGCUGGACAGUCUUCGCUUUAACUAGCCUACUGCGGCCUGUUGUGAUCCAGACUGGUUUCUUUUGCUUUGGGCUUCCAAGGGGACGGAGUCCCUGCAUCUGGAUUAAUGAGCUCUGGGACACUUGGAAGUGCCCUUGGCCUUGUCUUGCCCAGGACCUCCUCCUGAAUGCAAGAGUAGAAAUUGUACCUCACCUUGUCUUUGCCUUCUGAAGGCAAUCCUCCUGCCAACCUCACAGCCCAGCCACACUGGAAGCAGCUGCCCAUCUUUGUUGUGUCCUGUUAUUACAAAGACUCAGAUGAACUGUUUCUUGUUCCUUUCCAUUUAUCGGGUCCAGUGUUUUGUGUUCAAAAUUCAAAUGUAAGUCUUGAUUUGAAAUGGAUUGAGGAAGGCAGAAGGAGGCCCCUGGGUUUUGCCGGAAAGGGGAAUAUGUAUUCAUAGGGUCUUCAAGGACCUCAGAACACUGCUGGUACCUUUCCCUCUUCCCCAAACCAAUCCCCUGUUGCAUUUCCCAAAAACCCAGUGCAACCUGGAUGAUGGCCUCCACACAGCAGGAGCUCUGCUUUACACUGGGAAGACAAAGAGGAAAGACUGUCUUGUAAAGCACUCACAGUCCAGCAGGGAGACAAAGCAGAAACCUAUGGGACACUACCAUCUGGCUUCUGGGAGGACAGGGUGGUCCUGCACAGCAGGGCUAACUUCAUGCCUUCCAUGCAUAUGGCUUCUCAUCGAGGGCUUCUCUGAUCAGUUCCCUCUUCGAAUCUACCAUCAUCCCCAAAUGAACCAGGCAUUCCAGUAGGACCCCUCAGUCUUCCCCCUAACCCAAGGCUAAACUGGGCUGCAGCUAUUCCCAGUUAUUUCUCAUCAGAGCAAAUCCCACCAAAAGCAGGAUCAUGUCCAGCGUAAAAAUAACCACUAAACAAUCCAAGGAGCUUCAUUCAGUUCAGCCUUUAGCCCUACAGACGCCUCUGAGCCCUGUAUCUUCCACAUUUUCUCCAGAGUCUCUAGAGCCUUCUAGUCACGUCCAACCAACCCAAAAGUUACUCCUUGGCUUUCUUGCUCAGGUCCCUUCGUUCCCUUUUUGCCACCCUACUGAUCUGAGCUGACCCGUCCAUGGUUGGUGGUUUCAUGACUCUGUUGACCGAGUCACCGCCUCAACCAGCCAAAGUCCACGUCUGCUUUCUCCCACCACCCCCCCAUCUUCCUUCCAUCCAGGACAGAAAUAUGAGGACAAAGUGGUCCCUGCAGUAGCUAUCACUGCCUGACAGAGCAUUUUAUAGUAAAAAUAUGUUUACAGUUAAGAUCAAGGCUGAUGGAGGCCUUCUUGGUGGCCUGUUGAGCUCUCCAUUGGAAGAGUUGUUCUUGGAAAUGAGAAGGAGAAAGGGAUCAUCUCAAUGUCCCCAUCUGGUAGAUCUUGCUUCAACGACUAUGAGUGCAGAUGACCCAAAAGAGGAAAAGCUGGGCCAGACGCAUCACAGCCAAAUUGAUUUCCAGCCAACAGGUGCCAAGGGUGCUCAAAGUGGUCCCCAACACAGUGGCUGCAGAAGUGAGGGCUGACUCUAGGGAACAUGAAGAAACCCUGACUCCCUUACUAUUGAUGCUGGGCUGCUGAGCUCACAAGGUGCUCCAACCUCACCUGGCAAGAAUACAUAGAACAACCCUAUGGGAUGGGUUACUCCUAACUAGAUAUAUUUAAAUUAUUUAUUUUUUUUGUGGGCACAAAAAGCAAAAACAAAACUUUCUUAAUUUCACCAGGGUUUGCAAUUGAACACAUCUGAUUCCCUGACUUAAAAAAUAAUAUAUAUAUAUAUAUUUUUUUUUUCAUUUUGGAGCAGGUUUGUUUUUAAAUGGGGCUUAUUUUUUGGAUUUGAGAUCACUGGGCUUCUUGCCUUGUGAAUCAAUGCUUGCUGCUGUAUUGAAAAAUGCAUACACCGGUGACCGCAGUAUGAAGCCAAAUUUUAAAUCUUAGUCUCCUCCAUCUGUAAGUGUUAUGUAUCUACCUCAUUAUGAUUUUUUUGGUUUCCUGUGCUUUCGUGUUGUGUACAAUGUCAGAGGUGAAAUGUAGAUAAAAAUAUAUAUAUAUAAAUAUAUAUUUUUUGCUUUGCAAUAAAGUUCAAAGCUAUAACACAGAAUAUUCCUGAAAUAUCAUAGCCUUUUACUGUGCUCUAUCUCCUCAGUUGUGAAUUGUCUCGGGAAACUUUUUGCCUAUUCACGAGAGUCAAUAUUGUUGUGUUUGUCAUUUGAUGAAUUAUUCUAAUUAUUUUAACUGUACUUUUUGACACAUUGAAUAAGACACUAGGAUUCUUGAACUACUCUUGGUUUCAAAGGUGCUUUACUUCUGUGGACUCAAGUGAUCAAAUGGAAGGGAAGUAUCUCUGCAGACUUGAAUCUUCCAGAAAAAAAUAUGGAUCUCAAUGCCAUUGGGCUUUGGGUUUAGAACAAAAGGUUCGUGCGUAGGGGGAAAAAGGAAACAUUGGUUUGGCUUUGACUUCUUGACGCUUUUGGUAUUUAUUUAUGUCCAACUUUACUUCUUUUUUAAAUUUCAAUUUCUUGGCAUGAAAUAUGGUAUUCAUUGACUCCCUGGCAUUCUUGUGUGAUUUGGCUGCUUUUGACUUUUUGACUCCACCAUUUUCCCUAGGUUGAUUUUAUGUGUUGUGCUAUUUGGUGGUGAACUGUCCUGUGCCCAGUUCCCACCUCUUCUCUAAACCUUCUAGAACUCUCUUUCAUACCACAUGUUCAGAGGAACGAUGAUUGGAAACUUUUGUAGUCUACAAGCCAACGAUGCCAUAAAGACUCAAGGUUUUCAAAAGAAUCCUGACCAAUUACAGUACAGGUUCAAGGGAUCUUGAAUAAAAGGUGGAUUGUUUGCAAUUGAUUCCCUUUAUUUAUGUGCUUGGACAGAAUUACCAUCCUUUAACUAAGCACAUGUAGGUCAUGAGCCCUAAAUAAUUUGUAUGGUUCAACCACCCUUGUUUUUCUGUGUCUUUGGCCAAAAUAUGUAAGGCUUUUCUUAAAUUCAUUCAGUAUGUUUUACAUGUAUAAAGAAAAGUCUAUAAGUUAGAAUAAAAGAUCCUUUAAAAUGAUAUUUCAACAAAACCCUUUAAGUAUUUUAUUAUUCCCCAGCUCCAGGGAGCUAGGGAAAAGUGGUCAUUGAAAGGGGGAAUUAUUUCCACAAAUGGUGACACUGCCCAUUAAAUACAUGUAAUGCUAUAGAAAAAUGAACAUUUCAUAAUAUGUUGGUUUUUCUUAUUUUGAUUAUCAUAAAUAAUUGCUGGUAUGUAUUAGUAAUGGACACUUUAACUUGUAUUUGGGGAGGUUUGCUUUGUUCUGUAAUGAUGCUGAGUCAGUAUUUAAAACAACCUGGCUAGGUUAGACUUUGCCUGUUCUUGACUAUUUCUCUCUUUUUAUGAUAUAAAGGUCUGUCUAAGAAUUGAAAUGCAGAUAAAACAUGACUGAAGGUAGAACACACUGAUGUUGAUUGAAAGGGAAAAAUAUUAUGAUAAAUAUAUAUACUUAUAUAUAUACACACAUGUAAGUAAGUGAGUGAGAAUAUAUUAUAUAUUCACACACACACAAACAUACAUAUGGGCACAAUGACAGUAUGUUUUCAAGGUUGGUUUUUUGAUUCUGAGGAAUUUGCCACCUCACUGAGCUUCCCAAGAUUUCAAGAUUUCCUUUGAAAUAAUUAAAUGUUUAAGACAGAAAUGUUUGCUUCUUUUCUGUAGGUACUAGAAAAUACAAUUCUUAUUAUUCCCUAUUCUUUCAGUGACAUAUCCAUUGUGCACUCAGAAGAGCCUGUUUUUAGGGAGACUUUGGGGUUCUUUUAUCAUCACCUUUCAGCUCACCCAAUGCCAUGAGAAAAUUACCUACAGAACUACCUACACCUGCCUAUCUUGACUCUUGUCUUUCUGUUCAUCUCAGUUCCCCAGUUUUUCCACAGGGGAGGCCUUGUUUCCUGGAGACCCUUCUGAAGUUUGAAUACUGAACUGAGCUCUCUUUCCCUGCUGGUUCUGGGCCCUCUCCAUACCUGGUGCCACCCUUCCUGGACUCCCAGCCCCAUUGCUUCCCAGGACACAGAUAAUGGGAAUUUCAGAGUUAGUAGAAAGAAUUUCUUGCUGUAUCUGUGAUCGAGGGAUUUUAGAUACACGUGUUGGUAGCCCUAAGCAUGAGGUUUAAUCUAUUUCUUAUAAAGAAGGGUCCACAAUGGACCAAACUCUAAAGGUAACCCAAAGAGAUGGCUUAACAGGACUUCUGACGAAGACCGAUUAGUUUUGUUCUUAUAGUGACCUUCUGCUUACUCAUGAGCAAAACUCACUUAGCUGAGAGGGAAUCCCUGAUACGUCAGAGCCAGUAUGGGAACAGGGAAAAGGAAUUGAACUUCAAUUCACUGUAAAAAGCAUUUUCUUCUUUCUCUUUCCUUUUCUGUUUGUAGACCACAUUUCUGCAGAGUGGGCUGGUCCUUGGGCAUGACCAUUGUUGAGUUAUUCUGGGGAGUUUCCUGCACUGCUGGGAGGAUACUGUAGUUUUGUUUGUUUGUUUUAAAUCUAAUUAUUAUAUCUUUUUGUUGCCUGGAAAGGGAGAAGGUACUGUCCCCAGGAUGUAAUCAUUCUAGAUAGAGAUGCUUUCAAAUCUGUGAAUGGUUGCUGGUUGCUCUUGAACUCCCAAGGGAAUCUCCAGUUUGGAAACAAUUUCUUACUCCUUAGUUGGGUUGUUGGUUUUCUGCUUCUGGACAAAAACAGCUUCUAUGCUUUAGGAGCUUUGAAAUCACUGGACAGAGGAAGCAGGUGGAUUACAAUGGGAUGUGUCAGAUGAUGCAAGAAUUUCUUUUACCCUAAAUUCAAGGUAUUUAUGGCUCUGGUAGAGGCUUUUUGAUAUUUUUUAUGUUCUCGGGCCACUGGGUCUGCCCAGUGACCUUCCCUGCAAGAACAGUGUGACAGAUAAUGUGUCCAUUUUACCCGCUGGAGUUUCCUUGGGCCAGAACAGCAUUCUCACUUCAAAUCCAGUUAAUCAUUUGAUUAUCAAGUAUUUAUUGAACACUUACUCUACCAAGCACAGGGUUAGGACUACAGGGAUAAAAAGAUGAAAUAAACUUCAAGGUGUGUAAUACAAGAGAUAAGAAUGUACAUUAAAAACCAUAAUGCAGUGGAGAGUGGAGCCUAAGGAGAAGUGCAAGACAUUAUGGACAUCCAGAACAGGAAGAAAUAUUUCCAAGUGAAGGUAGAAGGGAAGGCUUCGAAAUGAUGACAUUUGAGUUGAGUUUUGAGGAAUUCACAGCCUGCAUGCAGAUGGGUGAAUAUGGCUGGGCACGUCCAUAGUCAUGAUGCAUCAUUCAUUCACUUACCAUGUUGAUUUCCUUCCAAUGAGAAAGCAAGACGAUUUCAGCAGGACAUAUUCAAGCCAUGCAGUGUCUUCCGCUGUCUGUUAACAUUCACCCAACCUUAUUGAAAGGAUAGCCCUUCAGUUGAAGCUAGGUUAACUCUUGGUUUAGAAAUGUGAUUCAGGGAAUGGCUCUUCCUUGUAGAUAACCACACUCCCUCUUCAAAAGCUUCAUGAACACCCCAAGAGUUGGACUUGCAGUUGCUCAGAUGUAUCCAUUUGCAUGCCUUGACUCAAAGCUAAGCCCCUGCAGCUUUGAUAUAUCUAAACCCAUUCCUCUAGUUCUCCAUAUGUGGUGGAAGGGAGGAGGAAUGAGGUUUCAAGUGGUGAUUUGCAUGUCUCCAUCUGCAAGGGCACAUCAGAAGAGUGGAAGGUGUCAGUGGACCACUUUACAUGUGAUUCCUGGAACCACUGAGUUUUUGAGAUCAAAGGGAGGGAACUUGAAUGAAAAAUGGAAUUUCUUUAAGCCUAAAGCUGCCCAAGAGACAUAGAAGCUUCCAGUCUCUGUUUCUUAAUAGGGUUUUCAUUCAAACCUGGUCAGGCAAGCUUCUGGAAUGUUUGAGGCCAGUGCAAUCUCCCAGAAUUGGUUGAGCCAUGCAGACCUUGGCUGGCCCCAGAACUUCACUGUAGUAGCCAAGGAGCUGGUUACUGUGGGCACAGCAUUUCCUAAUGAGGAAUUGAGUCUUUGGGAUGUGAGGUAAGGCCCAGUUUCUCCUAUGGUUUAUAUAGUGGUUCCAGGUCUUUCCAGAUGCCAUGAGAAAAGUAUGUAGAAAAUGAGGCCAAGAUAGUUUCUUUUCUGAUACUUUCCUCAGUGGUCCCCAGUUCUCUCAGCACCACACCUAGAUUCCUCCUCAGUUUGUUCACCUUAUUUCAUGUUCUGAGACUUUAAAAAACAAAGAAACAAAACCCCAUGCAGACAUUGAGAUGAGAGAUGCAAAGGCACCGAGAAUCGAGACAAAUGUGAGGACCUCCCCACAGACAGAUCUGCUCCUGGAACUGGUACUUGGCAUCUAACGUGUGGCCUGGCCUCUGACGUCAGAAAAGCAUGUCUAAGUGGAAAUGCAGGGAAUGGCAGUUCUGAACCUUAGAACUUAUUAAUAGGACAAGCAGGCUUGGAAUCCUGAUUGGAACCCCCCAACUGCCCUUAGUCUCAUUCCUUAUAAUUAUUAUCUCUUUAACCUCCAUAAAAUAACUCUACUACCAGUCCAUGGCCUGGAAUCUCUUCAGAAUGGGUAGGAUGGUGACCAUUUGUAUCCCUGGGGCUGAUAGACAAGCCAUGUCAGCCACACAUACAUUCAGAAAAGUUGGACUUUGGUUUUACACAAAUUAUUUUAAACUUCAAGCUUCAAGAUACUAAAUUUUAAUCAUUCCCUUUACCACCACCACCUGGGGCUCUACUGAGCCUGACCGCCAUGAACCACAGGCUGAGGGUGACCCCAGACCCUCACUGGACCCCACGUUCCCCUCACCCAUGAUGUCUGCUCAAAGGUGUGUUGCCUAAAGCAUUAUUCCUCUCAGAUUUAACUCAUAUUUACUGAGCAGUUGCUUUAUGCCAAGUUGCUAAGUGCUUUUCUAUAUAUUUUCUUAGUUCAUUUAAUUUAUUCUUCGUAAUGACCUUUUUCAUCUAGAGAAAUAGAACACAUUGCUUUGUUUGACAAAUGAGAAAAAUGUGACCUAGGCACGUGAAUGAUUUGCUCAACUUCUCUUGAUUCAUAAGAGAUAAAAACCAUGAGGUGGUAUCAAGUGUCUUGGCUGAAAGUCUUCUGCCUUUUCCACCACGCCUCUGCCCACACACUCUCUUGCUUUAUUGAUGGAACAUUCUAACCUUCUUUUCUUCCUGCUGCCUCACUGAACUUUGAGAGGCCACUUGCCUGUGUGGUACAUUUUAUCUCAGGCUGCAGCAGCCAAGGAUGGCUUGAUCUGUGUAUAAACAAUCUAUCUUGAGAUUGCCUAAGAGCAGGGGCCUUUGAGGCACCAGUCUGAGACUGGCAUAUCCUGUUUUCUCUGUUUCCAAAGAUUUUCCCUGAAAAUAGUACCUAAAAUAAACCUUAUGAGAAUGUACUUUUAAAGCCAAUUCAUGUUCUUCUCAUCUUUCCCAGGAAGGUCUUUUGGCAGAAUCUCUCUUUGCUGUAGAGAAGAAAUCAGGGCAUUCGGUGGCAUCAUUAUAUUUUGGACCCCAAAAAGCUCAAAAGGAACUAAACAAACAAUCUCUGCCUCUAGCUAGAGUUGCUGCCUCCAAUACUGCUGACCUGAAUUACUGGGCUCUAGCUUGGCUUCAGGAAGCUUGCAAAUACCUUGAUAUUGCCCCAUAUCAGCUGUCAAAACUGGCAACCGCCUCCCUGAGGUUAAAGGUUGACAUUUCUUCCCUUGAGAACUAAGAGCUCAUUGAGAUUCCUGGACUCACGCACAGUCAGUUCACUCUGUUCAUUAAUCUUCUAACUUACUCCCUCAUUAUUCAGGUAUCCCAGGCCUGUGACUAGACCCUAUCCGUAAGUGAUUCACAGUCUGGUGGGGAGCUAACCUCUGUACAUCCAGGGCUGAAAGGUAAGAUGAAAUUAAUGAGUGCAGAUAAAGCUCUCUCAAGUUCAAAGGAAAGGAAGGCAUCUUAGCACCACCAAGCUCAGAGAAAGAAGAGAUGAGGGCAUUAAGGACUGUUGAGUGUUCCUCAUGAAUAGCAUGUCCUGGGUUAAGGACAUUUGAGAAGGUUAUAAGGAAACAAUUAACACCUGUGCCCCCUUUUUUCCCUAAAAGUAACUCCCAGUGUGUACCAACAUAUUGGCUCCCUUGAUAGCCAUUGUUAGAGGACGCUUCCUGCAAUCAUCUUCCUUCUCAGUCAGUCACCAGGAGUCCUUCUCAAAUAGGAAAAAAAUGGUUUAACCACAUCAAGAAGAGACAAGGGGAGGGAAGAAUAAGGAAAAGAUUCCUCUAUCUUUGAGACAGAUUGCUUCAGAAGGAAAGUGGGUACUUCAUCCAUAAUCAUGUUAGCCUUGACCUGGAAACUGAAGAAAGGGUCCCAUUACUGCCUCAACCCCAGGAGAGAAGAAGGACAUGAAACUCACCAUCCCUGUGCCUUUCUAGCUCUCAUUCCUAGCCAUUGUUUCUAUAUGACCACAUAUCCCAUGCCUCCAUCCUGAGUUUAGGUUAAGCAACAUACUAUGAAUAAGCACAUGGCUUACAGAGAACAAAGAAGAAGGAUAUAUUCUCUUAAGAAGAGCCAAGAGAGAAAGGGACACAACAGCAUGGCACAGGCCUUGGAUCAGUUGACUAAACUUGAAAGGUUCCCUGUGAGAUAAGAAGCUCCAGGCCAAUCCCACAUGGCCCCUUUAAGCCAAUGAUGAAUUCUUGUCAAUUCCACUUAAGAAUCAUUUGUUUGUUCUUUGUCACUGUUCUAUUUUCAUGGAAAAUGCUGAGAUAUAUCUUGAGGUGAUUUAUCAAAAGAAUUUCUGAAUCAGGUCAUAUCACAUUCAUUGCAUCUGUCACUUACCAGGCACCCAUUUCCAAAAUAUGACAUAUUUUUCUCCAAGUAAGUCCAUUAAUAACACUACAGAUUAUGUCAAUGGUGAGUGUCCACUGAUUAAUGGUGAUGAGAAAUAGUGUUGUUUAUGUUUUGAUCUUCAAGACAUAGUUGUUUCUUCCCCAGUUUUCUAGUUCAAUUGGGCAAACUGGACCACUAAAAGUCCACUAGGAGUUUGUCUAGUGAUUUCCCUAAGUGCAGCUGGGUACGAGCAAGUUGAAAAUGACUUCUGUCAGCAGAAAUUAGAGUUAGGAAGCUAUGCUGCUGCAUCCCAGGACCACCAACUCUCACUUAGCCCUGCCUCCCCUCCAAGAAGUAUCAACCCUUUCUACAUUCAAGUGCAGCAGCUGAAGUCCUGGGUUUGCCACCAACAUUAAUACUCCAUGUGCUGAAGCAGUUUCCUCUUCUGCAAAAUGAUGACACUCUUUAAGGUUUUUUUCCAUCCUAAAAUUUUGUUAUCAAUACCCACUCAUCUAACAAACAGGAAGAAAAUUUAGCUUCUCCUUAAACCCAUACCAAUAUUUAUGAGCAUAAGAACACAAAGAUCCUCCUUACACAGAAGACAAACAUCUCCUAAGUCAAUUCAACUGUAUUUUUCUCUUACCUUAAAAGAUGAAGCCAAUACAAAAAUUAGGUGGAUGUGGUGGUGCACACCUGUAAUCCCAGGUACUCUGGGGGCUGUGACAGGAAAGUUGUUUGAAGCCGGGAGGCAGAGGUUGCAGUGAGCUGAGAUCACACCACUGCACUUCAACCUGGGUGACAGUGUGAGACUCAGUCUCAAAAAAAAAAAAAUUCUCCAUUCAAGGGAAGACCCAUGGUCAGCAGUUCCUUAGGUCCGCAGAACCACUCACCUAGGGGAACUCAGAGCAAUGAGCAGAGGGCACUGCCUCUGAACUGCAGAGGCACAGGUGGUGGCUGCAUUUUGAGCCGGGGCUGGGUGAGGAGUACAGAGGUUUCUGGGACAACUGCUUUGCUAUGAUAGGUCAUGGGUGGAAACUGAAGUCUAGGAAAGCUUAGUAAGAGGUGGGAAUCAGAAGCCAAGUCUGGUGGGAUCUCCUCUGGUCUAAGGAAUGAAGAAGUAUGAGCACCUUUUGCAAAAAGCGAGGGACAGAGGCACCAGUUCUGCCUGACUCUGUGUCUCCUAAAACAAAUGCUGACAUGCCUGCUGGAGGAGGCCAUGUGCUGGGCUGAGCACAGGUGUCCACUUCUACCCAUAAGAGCAGGAACCAGACCAGUAGGAUGCCAGUGGACACUGAGCCUGUAGGAUUGGGGGGAUCUUUUUUUCUUCUUGAGGAGUGUAGCAAAAUUUUUAAGGGAAGCCCAAACUUCCUGCAAUGGCCAUAUCUUAGCCAAAUGAUUGUUUCCUAAGCUCACACUAACUCUAUUUCAAAGUUAGAAAAACUUCCUAAUGUGGCAGAGGAGUUUGCAUUUCUUCCCUUUCUUAGGCCAGGAGUGUGAGUAAAGGUUCUCUUACCUGAAUGCAGGUCACUAGUAGGAGGCAGGUGGAUCAAACCACAGGCCACAUCCCCGGGGAGAUGGGGGCGGGUGCUACCCACACCCUACACAGGGCUGGCCAGCCCCACUCCCCCAUGGCCUCAACAGCAGCCUCUUUCUGUCUAAAAUCGCCCCUUUCUAAGUCACUUAACCUAGGCAGAGUUGCCCUGUGCAGUUAGGAGGGACUUAGAGCAGGGUAGAAGGGGCCAAUCCAAAUGGCUCAAAGAGCAGCUUUCUUGGGUUUAGGCCUCAGGAUAAGGCUAGAGAGGGGUCACACGAGGAAAGCCAAAGACCAACAGGGACAAUGUGUGGCUUCCAUGGGCUUCCGGCCUGCAGUCGGUGUCAAGGAGCCAUGAUCUGCCCUCCUCUUGGGCAUGGAGGGAUGGUUCCUGGAGGCAUUUCAGUACAUCCUGCCUUUCCCAACCUGUCCCAGACUAGUUCUUGCUACAAAUCUCAGAAGAGGAUUCUCCCUCAGUCCCCCUUGCCUAGCUUCCUGUCCCUCGGCAUGGAGGUGAAGAUCUGAUCACUGCCUUUAGCCUCUCACUCUCUGCCAGCUACUUGCCCAAAGCUGAGGCUCUCCGGGGAACUGCAGCUCGUUCUCAGAUAGACUUUUGGGUUCUUGACUUUUUCUUUCUUCUCUUGACAAGCAUGAGACUCUGAGGCACAAUGGCCUCGACAGGGGUCACUCAUGUAUCAGCUGAAGGCUCCUCCCCAGCCUGGUCUCCCGGCUCUCAUUCUGUCCAUUUUUCUUUCCUGAGGGGUGACCCCAUUAUGUUUUGCUUUCAUUCUGUGAGGUGGUGCCUCUUCUGCUCUCAACAGUGUGGGAUGGUAUGUGAUGGGUAUUGAAGCGCAAAGCAGCAUUACCCCAAAGAGGCUCAUGCAGGGGAAAAAAAUUUUUUUUUUUUUAAGUAUCAUGAGAAAAGCUCAGUGAUGUGGGAAACUCCCCUCAGAUCCUCCAUUCUUCAGCCCCGGUUUUCCAGUCCUUUUCUUGUGGAAUUUUAAUACCAUCUAUUUACUAUGAUUUUUUCUAAUGGAGGAAGAACAUCAUGCUAAUGAGUUGUGCAAAGGACAUCAUUCUUUUGUAACUCUAAGUUAAAGGGGUAAAGACUGCAGUGAAGCGUGUUUAUGUUAAGAUACCCAUUUAUUGUGCUAGGUUGAUUUCAGAUUGGUGCAUUCUCACUUAUCAGGGACCUCUGAUUCUAGCAGAACAAAAUCAGCUAUUUACUCUAGUUACUGUAAGCAGAUACAUAACUUUUACUGUAAUUUGAAAAAACCUUGCACUGUAAUGGUUAAAAAAAAAAAAAGCAAAUCUUACUGAAACUGAUUUUGUAUUUUUGAUUACAUCUGAAUUUUCACAUUUUUGUAUCUAACCGUGACCACGGUAGUGCUUCCAUAGCUUGUGUUCAAGGUCUUGUUUUCUUUCCAGGUUGAAUUCUUAAGAUUGUGUUGGUGCCAGAUGUUUAAGGGGCAGGACUGGGGCCUGGCUUGUAGAACCUGUCAUGGGGGUUGUGUCUUCGGCCAGAUCACGAGCUGGCAACAGGAAAUCUUGCCUAGACGGAGCAAGCUGAUGUCGCAUUUCAUUGCGUGAAUUCCCACUGACAGUUCAUAUCUCCAACUAAUUUAAGGCCAACAGUUUUGGCCAAACCUUUGCCAAGGACUCUCUCAACUGAGCUGCCCCCCACCCCUGCAUUACCCAGCUUCCUGGGUAAGGGAGGACAUUUUUGAAAACAAAACUUGUGAAGUUAAUUUGUGCUUAUGAUUUUUUUCUUCUUGCUGGAAACGUGCUGGGAAGCAGACAGCAUGAUGUUAUUGCUUUUUCUGCUUUUCCAAACCUGUUGUACUCUUUUGUUUCUUAGUGAAGAAAAUUCUAGACACAGACCUAAAUAUGAACUCUUCCUCCUGUAUUUCAGAUUAGCAAUUCUCCCUAUGUAUUCCUAACUUGUUAAAGUGUUUACCUUCUUAGCAUUGCUUCUCACAUUUUACUUUAUUUUUUUACUGAAAACAACAACAAACCCACAAAGGAACAAAUAAUCUUUCUCUUUUUCUCUCUUUCUCUCUGAUGUGUAAUGUUGUGUUGUCCAGAUUCUGUAUAAAAAUAUGUAUAUGAUGUAUCUGAUAUUUGGCAGCCACUGGCUGUUACUUUAACCAAUAUAAUUAACAAAAUGCAUAAUGUUGGUGUUUGAUUUUUUUUUACAAAAAAAAAAAAAAACAACCUAGUUAAGAUGUUUGUGUAUUUUUGCAUGGUUAAAAUGUACUUAGUGCAUUGAGAAAUGUUGUGGAGGCACUCAGUGAAAAGGCCGGUUUACUUUUUGAUCCUAAUGGUAAUUGGUUGUUGACCAGACUAAUCCCUAUGACGUCCGUCUUCUUUAAGUUAGCAUAUUUCUAUUUAUAACUUGUUUCAGUACUCAAGAUUCAGCAUAGUGUAUCUAUCUAUCUCUAUUGUAUUUACUGUUCCUUAAAACCAGGUUGUGGAAGUUCACUGCGUCUGACUCAGAUGUCUCCAUUGCCAAUUUCUGUUGAAAUGUGUUCCGUUCAAUUUGCUGUACAGUCCAGAUCUGAAGCAUCCCCGGGGCCCGUGGACAAGGGCUGUCAUCUCUCCUUCCGAUGGUCUAUUCCUUUGAGCAGUGCUGUGGUUUUUCCCUUCACAUGGAACAUCCUUUUUUUUUUUUUUUUUUAACCUAGUUAUAUAAAGGAGGAUAAAAAGACAGGAAAUUAAGUAGAAAUAUAAGAAUUACUUAUAUUUUAUACAAAAAGUGCAUAUAAUAUAUUAUAGAGAGAUAGGCAGACUUUAAAUGUGAAUUAAGCCAAAAGGCAAUGAAAGAUAGUGAAGGGCUCAGAAAGCGAGAUCUUGGGUUGUCUUCCCAGGAGUGGCACCAUUUCAAUAGGAGAGCUGCAGAACAAUGGGUUGGCCUUCCUUGUGUGCCAGUUUCAUGCUGGGUGAGAUUAGGAAGGACAGUCUUAGGUGAGAGGCAUCUAUAUUUUCUUGCGUCUUCAGUGCAUUUAAAGCGAAAGUGGAUCUUUAAGUACCUAAGAGAUUGGAUUGCUGUAUGUUUAGAGACAGUGAUCACAGAAUCUUCUCCACCCCCUUGGACAUCUGGACUUGCUCAGGGGAAAUGCAUGUCUUAAAAGGCACAAACCAUUCUGGUUCAAGAUUACCCUGAUUUGAUUCUUGCUGGGAUUUCAAGUCAUCUCCUCAGCCAAGUAGCUGCUACACGGCUUUUGCAAGCAGGCAGAUUUGGAAAGCAUUAUCUCUGGGAAUAGACAUGAAGCUCUGGCACAGAGUUUGUUCUUCUCCCUAAAGGAGUCAGAUUCAUGGACUUCUUUUUCCCCCUGGGCACACAGGAGUUUGCCAUUCUAUUUUUUUCUAACCCAAACUCUGAUAGACACAUCUCCCCCACCCCCAGUGCUAGGAACCAGCAUGCACAGAGGGUAUUAAAGCACCUAGAUAGAUUUUUCCAGUGUCUGUGUUUUUGCAGACAUUGGUCUUUUGGCAGAAUAGCAUACCUCUUGACAGUGAGCCAUCUUCCCUCCGCAAAUCUGGAGGCACACCCGGUCCUAUGAGGUCUUGGGCUUAUUGUUUCUGCAGUGAAAUGUUAAUCUUGAUGACCAGCCAAGUAGAAACCAGGACUGGGAUCCCUCUGCCUCUAUGACUCUUCAUAGUUAAGAGCUCAGAGCUCUUUACAAGCAUCUUGUUUCUUGUAGCCACUGCAUGCCUCCAUGACGUGCCUGGCCAUGGGCUCUGAUCCUGGCCCUGUCUGCUGCUGGUGGGCACCUUUCAAGAUCUUUUGAAAUGUUCAUUAGGUUCUAAUGCAUUUCCUACUUCUCCUGAGUCAAGGUUGACCUCAAAAGGACAGGAUUCCACAAAGAUGUGGCAGACACUGCUGCUCUCCUGCUUGGCUCUUUCAAGGCCAGAGUCUAGAUGGAGCAUUGCGAACAUGCUGACAUUAGUCAGGAGUCCCAAGAAACCUGAAAUUAAAAUUAAAAAUGUACUGACCUUUCCCCAGGAACAAGGUUGGCUCUCUUUGGACACAAGCCUGGUAGAGCCCUUCAUGAUGCUAGAAUUCAGCCCCUACCUCACGUCUAUUCCAGACUGAUAUCAGUUCUUUAGGACCAUCGACUACGAAUGUCAGAAAGGACUGAGAACACACGGGGUCCCAUUUCCUCCCUUUACGGAUGAGGAACCAAAGCCCAGAGAGAGAUGAGAGAUGAAGUGAUUUACCCAAAGAAACCUGGCUCAAAAGGAGGAGGACACCCUCAGACCCAGCUUCUCAAUGCUCCUCUGUCCCUCUCCUGACUUACAACCAGUAACUCAGAGUCCUUCUAAUUUGUGAAAUUCAGAUAUCAUUCCCAAACUCUCGUGUUUGAUAGAAGUCACUAGGAAAGAGUUUUCUGUUUCAAUGAUCAUGGUUAGUGUGAACACACAUGUCCACAUUCCUCUCUCCCAACCCAGCCCCAUGUAAGCCAAGGGAAGAAGGUUCAGAUUUGGGAAGUGAAAUAAGCUGAUGUCUCAUUCACCUAUAUUUUUGAAGAAUGAGGAAGAACAAUGAAAAGAAGGAACAGCAGAAUCUAAACCUGUAAACUGCCCUUACUCCUGUGAGAACAGCUUAUUCUUUAAAAAUCUCAGUGGUCCAUCCAUCCACCCAGCGACCCCAUCUCUUGUUCAGCCAUCCCAACUUUCCUGGACGUCUUCCAUUCCAGAGGCAUCUGAUUUCUCCAGGAAUUCCCUUUUAGCAGAGCCCAUUUUAGCAGGAAACCCUCAACUUUUAAAUUCAAGCAGGUAUUCCUGUUAUUCACUAUAAACUCCUUUUUUUGGACCUCUCUCUGCUUUUAUCUCAGUUGAGCCACCAGAAGCCAAAGUGUGUUUUCUUCAUGCAAAACAGUAGAUCAGGAACUUCCUGGGGUGUCAUUCUUCCAAAAAAUGGCUGUUGGCCUUCUGGCCUCACCUUCCCCCUUAUAUGAGCCUGGAGCACUGUCUUAGCUGGUCCGUUUUCCUUUGGGAGGCCUCAUUGAGGUUUGUCCCCCAAAGCUUACAAAGAUCUGGUCUAGAAUGUGAAUCUUUGUGGUUUUAUUUGAACUUUCGAAAUCAAGUCUGUAAUGUGCUACUGAGGCCCUUGAUUCUGUGUCAUCCCUGCAAAGGGCCCAUGAGUCCCCCCUCCUUUCCCCAACCUCCAGUUCCUAAGAGUCUCUUUCUAAUUAAAUAGAUACUUUUUUUAUUCCAAUUAGAUUAUGGUGCUGUUUCUCAAAGAGACCAAGCCCCUGAGUUGAAGAUCUUUAAAGGGCUUUAUUCCUUUAAAAGGGUACCAUUCCAUCCCUUUCCAGCCCCCCACCUCCCCACCUCCACACUCUCCACUUACAGUGACACUCCUUCUCUCCACCAGACCCCGACUCAGGCUCCAGAGAAGACUGACCACGGCCCUGUGCCACGACCCAGGCAGGCCCUUUAGUGUGACCUUUCCUGGUGGUGGAUGCUCCGUGAAGCGUUGAGUAGCAAAAGUGCUUUGUCUCAUCAGAAGUUAGGAUGGGUGUGGGUCCUUCCCUUGAAACCCUGAGGCUGAAGAGUGCUCCCUGGUGUCUUCAUGGGAGAUGGGAGCGUCCAGAAUUGGCCAAAGCUGGGGGCAGUUAUCUGCCCAGCCAGCCAGCUCUGCGAGAGGGGGACUGCAGCUGUGACCCCUAAGUUAGGGCCAUAGGUCCCAAAGCCAAUUUGUUUGAUAUUAAUAAAAAAUUAUAAGUAUAAUCUAUUUUAAAAUAGAGUGAUAGAAAAUGUGAUAGAGCUGGAAAUGUGGUAUUUCUCGAUCGCACUGUCCUAACAACACCUUCUCACAUGCUUCCGGAGCUCCUUUCCACGUGUACCCAUUCUGCCAGUGCACGUAUGUGCACCUCCUCUGCAUCUUUGCAGUCCGUAUCAAACCUUCAUUUUUGUAUGUCACUAUUUGUUUUCUAAACUUAGUCCAUGUAAUUCCUAUGUUCCCUGAUGUUCUUAAACAUGCCUAUCACAGGCAUGGCCGGUUGGGGCUGCCUGCAGACCAGCUCGUGGCUCAGAGCAACAUGCAGACCUGAGGCUGCUGUCUUUGCUGAGCUCUGUUCCCUAGAAGGGUGCCUGCAGCUCAGCGAAGCAAUAAAGGGUACUUGUCCAUAUUAUUAUGUUCCUAAGGCUAAUCGGCAGGGUGUUUAAAAAUAGCUGCCUGCCUUUCAAUAUGUAACAGCAGAGCUGGAGAACAUGGCAUGGAUGUAAGAAGGUGAAUCCAACCGACAUAUCCGAAUCUCUGCAGAAAGAGUUCCGGUACUGAUUCUGCAGUAACUCCUGUGUGGCUCUCAGCCCUUUGCCAGUGGCUCUGGCUGUAACGUGAGGGAUUCAGCUAGAUGACCUCCAUGGGGUUUUGUUUUGGGUUGUGGAUAACUUAGAAAAUAUAUUUAAAUACAUAUCACAGUAGGAUUGUACAAUAAAGUUCCACAGACCUGCCAAUUGAUUUUGACAAUGAUCAUCCAAUCUGUUGUUUGUACCCUCACACCUCGAUUAUCACAUUCAUUUUCUUAAUUUAUUAUUAUAAUUCUUAGAUUCCUGGAUAAAAUGUCACUGAGUUUUCUUAGGACCAAAACAAGAUGGCUUCCACUAGAGAAAGAAAGGCCAGGCAGGGAACUGGUCCCCAGAUGGGUGGCCAUUACAACUGCCGUUUCUCCCUGCACCCAUCUCAUCCCCACGAAUGUCCCACUCACAGGUGGUCCUGAGCCAUCCUAGCACAGUGCAUCCAUGCCUCUGCCUCCUCAGGCCCCCAGCAUCUCAUGAAGAGUCCUUUCCAGACUUCCAUCUCAUGCCAGAGGGUGGAGGGAUUUCCCCCUGGCUUGCCACAGUUGCGUGUGGUUCAUUUGCUGGCAUUCUUUAGCAGCAAUGGCUUGAGCGCCAGUUCUUCAACUUCAGACAGUCGAUUCGCCCAGCAUCUUGCCAGCAGUUGGCUCAGAAUAACAGGCAGCUCUCCAUGCUCAUCCUUCCCAUAGCAUUUCAAGCUAACUGUCCAUCUUCUUCUAGAGCAAGCAGAAAGGAUAAGCUUCUGUCCAUCCUGUUCUGUCUUCUGCACGUCACCCUGUGAGUGGAGUCAAGUUCAAGGAACUUCUUUCACUUCUCCAGAGGCUCCCUGGUACCUCACAUUCCCAGGGAGAUUGCAGCUGUCAUUCCAUCUGUUCUAGGGGGAACAUUCCUGAACCCCGAAAGGCUGCCCUCUUCUCCAGCUGAGCACAGGUCUCACUGGGGCCUACAGAAAGCAGGCCUGGCUUUCCAGGACAUGUGCCAUUCCAGGCCAUUGGGAUGGGCCGAAAGGUUGAUAGCAAAGGUCUUCAUCUAUCUUCUGCAGGAAACUUGGUGCUUACAUCUUCCACUCACCAGUCGGGUGACCAUAGGAAAGAGAUUCUGGAGAGUAGAAACUUUGGUCAAGUUGCCCCAAGUCAGGGAUGAGCCUUCUUUCCAUGGAGCCUUCCAAAGGGCAAGCCGUCUGCUACUGUGUACUGUAAAUUCAGAGCUUCAGGAGCCGAGGCCUCCUGUGCUUGGGGGAAAGGUAGCUGAGGAGAAAGGGACUCCUUCUCACCUUUCGUUUACCUUUGAUCUGGCUGAACUUAGCUGCCCUUAACUUCUAGUUUGCUUAAGUCCUUAUUGCCUUAAUAACCACCUAAUAAGCAGUCAGAACCACUAGGAGAGAAGCCCCUCCCAUGGAAUCCAUCGCAAGCCUAUCCCCAGCCUCCCUAGUGCUGCUAUGCCUGAAAAGAGCCCCAGCCCCGUCUCCAAAGCCCAGGGUUCACCUGUUGCUGAAAGAGUCACGUUCCCAGGCUGAGGACAAACCCAGGACUGCUCAGGUGGAGAGAUCCCUGCACCCACGUUCACCACUGACAACCCAACUCCAUCCUCAGUCUCCACGGCUUCAGAUCUGGACUCCGCACCCUCCUCCACCUCCAUCUCUCGUCCCAGAGACCCUCCCCCCAUCAUGCUCAGUGCUGUUCCUGAAGACCAUCUAGACUUUUUUGUUCUCUGGAACAUUCUACUCACCUUCAGCUGCAGCACAUUUCUUCAGCCUCUCCACCAAGCUCUUUAAAAUGAAAGGCAGUUACUGUCUUCCCUUGGACAAUAAUGAAUGUAUCUCCUGUACGUGCAGACGGUUUCGAGAAGUGGCUGGGUUAAGAAAAAAGAGGGUUUUUGUAAAGCCUGUUUAUUUUUUUAAGUCAGUUUUGAGCAUUUCUAUUUUGCCACCCUUCACAUGGUUUUGGGGAACCCAAAUUGUAUCAAGGUCUCAUGCCAAAACAAGCCAAAAGUUGUUUUCUUUACCUUUUUCCUCCAUGCACCAUGAUUUCAAUGAUUGUUUCGGUGUCAUUUUAAAUGUUUUCUUGUGACAUGUACUGACGAUAAAAGUCAUCUUGACAAAAAAAAAGAUUUAUACAUGAAUCAGAAAGUAUUUAUUUCAAUUUUGUACCUUUCCAUUUUAAUACAUUAUAAUGUAUUGACUCAACGGAGAUAAUAUAAACAGUUCAUUUUAAUAA